This is a messenger RNA of Hymenoscyphus albidus, 1894 nucleotides long. NCBI's taxonomy places the organism in Eukaryota, Fungi, Ascomycota, Leotiomycetes, Helotiales, Helotiaceae. The record is from the annotation of a GenBank genome assembly.
GGUACCUAAGCUAAGGUAGCUAUCAUUCACUGUGAGUUGGCCUUCCUUUCACUCGCCUCUUCCGACAGAGCCAUGUAAUUUGUCAUCUGCCUUCCCCUAUCUUCCAUUCCCUUCCUUCUUUUCUCCCAAAUCAAAAACCUCAUCCUCCUUGCGCGCAGCAAGUAACCCCGCGACCAAGUCAAGGAAAAGUCUCAACAUCGAGCAGCGCUGCCAGCGCAGGUAGUAGAAGCUAUCCAAAAUGGAGCACGAAGCACUAGUUGGCCAAUUCUCGCAUCUGAACAACUUACCUCGAGAAAAAGAUGCUUUGCAUACUCUGAAGAAGAUUGCUUCUCUCGUGAAGCCCAUAAUGAGAGCCAGAAACUUCAAGGUAGGUACACUGGCCGAGUUCUAUCCAAACGAGCAGAAUCUACUGGGUAACUUACCUCCCCUAUUAUGUUUGGUCGCGAUUCUGAUUAUACAGGUAUCAAUAUGAAUAGAGGUCAGAAAAUAUGCCUGCGAUUACGAUACCCCGGAGACGUCAAUCAAUUUUUACCUCUCGAGCAGGUCGUGGAUACCAUGCUCCACGAGCUCUCUCAUAAUGUAAUCGGUCCGCACAAUGAACAAUUUCACGCGCUAUGGGACCAACAAAGGAAAGAAUACGAGGCUCUGAUAGCUAAGGGCUACACGGGAGAAGGAUUCUUGUCACAAGGCCACCAACUGGGAGGUAGAAGAUUACCUAUGCAUGAAGCAAGAAGACUUGCUCGUGUAGCUGCAGAGAAACGAAAGACAUUGAACUCAGGAUCUGGACAGAGACUUGGUGGCAGACCAGUGCUCAAGGGUACUGAUAUUCGAAAAGUCAUUGUGGAUGCGAUCGAGCGACGAAGUACCGUCUUGAAAGGCUGUGGCGCUGAAAAGAAGGACGAUCGGGAAAUCAAGGAUCUUGCUGAUCAAGCGACGGCCAAUGGGUUCAAGACUAAGGCUGAGGAGGAAGAGGCAAACGAUCGAGCGAUCGCUCAGGCACUUUGGGAACUGGUGCAAGAGGAUCAGGAAAAGGAAUAUGGCGAUUCAUAUGUGCCUUCCACCCCUUCAAACCCAACUGGUAACGGUGGUGGUAAGGUAGGGACCUCGAAAUCUCCUUCGAAGCCUCAAAAUCCGAAUUCCUCGUCCUCAUCCUCGUCAGCGACCACUGGACUAGCAAGACAGCCCCCAAAGCAUGUCAGUCGUCUAGUCAGUUGCCCACCCACAAAAAAACCAAAGCCCGCGCAAGAAAAUGACUCUUCAAUGGCAACUCCAAAUACUACCCCCGCAAAACCCCAAUCGAUCAUAGAUCUCACAUCUGACCCCUCUCCCCCACCUUCCACACCAAUACUAACAGGCUGGACAUGCGAAAUCUGCACCCUCCACAACCCACUCAACUACCUCUCCUGCGACGCGUGUACCGUCGAAAGACCACCCCACAUCUCCAUCCAGAUCGCAGAGCAGAACCAGAGACAGUCUAGUUCCGCAAAGCAAAAACCAGUAUCUAAACCAAAGCAGAUGUCGAUGCCAUCGAGACAGCAACCUGCUAUCGCGAAGACGUGGACGUGUAAGAGGUGUACUACUGUCAUGGAGGAUAAAUGGUGGACGUGUAAUACGUGUGGGGUGAUGAAGGAGAGUUCUUGAUUUGUUUUUUUGUUGUUGUGAUUUUUAAUGAUGUUAUGAUGUGAUGACACUAUGGAUGGCAAGGGACAGGAAGGAAAAGGCGUUGGUUUGUGGAUAUUAGGGAUUUAGAGUCUGCAUUUGGAUUUUUUAUGGUGUUGGGGGGGGUUUCUAGUGGAACUUUAUCUAGGAAGUUCUGCUCUCAAAAUUUCUCGUACUGUACAAUACCACUUAUUCCCUGAAUUCACCGAUCGUUCCUGGGUUUCUUUUCUCCGGG